AUGUUCGGAUGGAUUCACGAAAGUUUUCGUCAGCUUGUUACCAGAAAGUAUGGAAAAGAUAUCUGGGAAAAAAUUGUGUAUAUGGCAAAGUUCGAAGUAGGGACAGAAAGCGAAAUCGCGCAUUAUUAUAAUGACGAAGAAACCCUCCGACUGAUAAAUUCAAUGGCAACAAUAAUUGGAAUUCCUAUUGAGGAAAUUUGGGAAGCUUAUGGUGGAUUCCUUAUUCAAUUCACAAUGGAAACUGGAUGGGACGAGCUUUUGCGAGCAAUGGCUUCUGAUUUAGAAGGGUUUUUGGAUUCGCUGGAUUCGCUUCACUACUUCAUCGAUCAUGUUGUGUACAAGACCAAACUGCGAGGUCCGUCAUUUCGAUGUGAUUGCCAGCCAGAUGGAACUCUUCUCCUUCAUUAUUACUCAAAGAGAAGCGGACUUUAUCCAAUUGUUAAAGGUGUUGUGAGAGAAGUGGCUCGCAGAAUUUACGACACCGAAGUUGUUAUGAAAGUCCAGGAACGAAAGCAGGAACAUCUAGAUGCAUAUGUCACCGAGCAUGUGGUUUUCGUAAUUAGUCAAAUCGAAAACCAGAAUGUCGUUCAAAAGUCAAUCACUUCGAAGUCGGACUCUCAAAACGAUCUGACCACAGGUUUCUAUGAAAUCACACCAGCCGAUUUUGCCGCCGCAUUUCCUUAUCACAUAUGUUUCGAUCAAGAUUUGUUUCUCGAGCAUUUCGGUGAUUUCAUCAAGAAAUCGUAUCCAAAUGCCGUUAUGCAAGAAACUCGAGUCACCGAUAUUUUCGAAUUAGUCUAUCCGGAGGUGCCGUUCUCGUAUGAAUCGAUUCGAUACUAUAAAAACAGUCUGUUUAUUUUCCGAUUGAAGGGAUUCGGUGAUAUCGUUCACGCGAAUCAUGAAGAAACUAAAUCAGUGCUUUUGAAAGGAAGUAUGGUGUUCAUAGAUGAAGGAAAGUACGUCCUCUAUCUAUGCUCCGUAAAUGUGACUACUGUUCGAGAAUUAAUUGAGCGAAACCUUCAUUUGUCUGAUAUGCAACGUCACGAUGGUACUCGCGAUGUGAUCAUGUUGAAUCAGAGUAGAAUGAGUCAAGUUGAACUAAAUCGAACGCUUGAAGAGACGACGAAGAAACUCAAAAAAAUGGCCCAAGAGCUUGAAAUCGAAAAGCAAAAAACUGACGAGCUCCUGUGCGAACUCAUGCCGGCAUCCGUGGCCGAUAGUCUUCGCAGCGGGAAACCAAUGGAUGCUAAGGAAUUUGCGGAUUGCACUCUUCUCUUCACAGAUAUUGUCACGUUUACCAAUAUUUGUGCGAUGUGCACUCCGUAUGACGUUGUCACACUGCUCAACGAUUUAUACUUACGAUUUGAUCGUCUUGUCGGAUUACAUGAAGCCUACAAAGUCGAAACUAUUGGAGAUGCUUAUAUGAUUGUUGGUGGUGUUCCAGAAACAUGCGAAAAUCAUGCUGAAAGAGUCUUGAAUAUUUCUAUAGGAAUGCUAAUGGAAUCGAAGCUUGUUCUAUCGCCAAUCACUCAUAAACCGAUCAAAAUUCGUCUUGGAGUUCAUAGUGGCCCAGUUGUCGCCGGAGUCGUUGGAAUCAAAAUGCCGAGAUAUUGCCUAUUUGGUGACAGUGUGAAUGUUGCGAAUAAAAUGGAAUCUUGUGGAGUGCCCUGUAUGAUCCACGUGAGCAAAUCGGCGAAGACCAACGGAGUCAAAACGAAUCCGUGUUUUGUAUUCGCCGAUCGCGGCAACACCGAGAUUCGCGGCAAAGGGAUCAUGUACACCUACUUCCUUGAGCGGAACGAUCGUGUCAGUGUCUGGGAGCUCUGUGCCAGACCAAGAUCGGGAGAGCAGACAAUCGAUGGCUAUAUGGAGCUGCACGACCAGAAUAUUUACAUCGAAGAUGCAUCCAAUUCAACAGAAGAAGCUGCGGCUCCAAAAAUGGCAAAUGGCUCAAGCGUCGAUCCAGCGAGCCAUCACAUACGCUCCCCAACAUGCGCAAUUCUUUGA
Caenorhabditis bovis is the source of this 2007-nucleotide messenger RNA. Lineage: Eukaryota; Metazoa; Nematoda; Chromadorea; Rhabditida; Rhabditidae. The record is from the annotation of a GenBank genome assembly.